Molecule: messenger RNA, 2244 nt
Organism: Trichoderma breve
Lineage: Eukaryota; Fungi; Ascomycota; Sordariomycetes; Hypocreales; Hypocreaceae
Product: ATPase family associated with various cellular activities (AAA) domain-containing protein
Exons: 3
Coding region: 1-2244 (747 amino acids)
Molecular function (GO): ATP hydrolysis activity; ATP binding
Source: RefSeq, a predicted model, not a curated record
AUGCGCCUUCGCGACAUCAAAGACAUUGACCGCGAAGCCAUUUCCGACUUUGCCUGGAAAUGGCGCUGCAAAAUCUUUCCCGUCAAAGAUGCAACCUUCUCCAAAGAAGCCGGCGAUGGCAAAGACGCAGCCGUCUUGGAGGGCGAUGAUUCCAAGACUGGCGCCGCAGCCAACAGCGACAAAGACGCAAACUUUGGCUCAAGCCCAAUCAUCAAAACGCUCUACGACAAAAACACUUCAGAUUCGUACUCGCCUCACGAAUGGGUGGAUUAUCCGCCCAAGCAAAUGUCCAAAUCGGCAGCUCGUGCCCAAGACCGAGUCGCAAUCAAGGUGUACAAGGCCAGAGACCAUCGCAAGCCUUGCAUCUCGGGGCGAAUCCCGCUCAAGUACCACAAGAUUGAAGUCCAGAAUCUUACUCUGGUGGCCGCGUUGGCGCCAAUUGUGAAGAAGGAGAAUCUUCAUCUCGAUGUCAACGAGGCCGCUACUUUUGAAGAGCCCUUCCGCAGCCUUUGGUUCUGUCAGGACGACAUCAGGGAGCUGUACAAGAAGACGGAAUCAUCUGAUCCAUUAAAGGCUUACGUGAAGCUAUUCAUCCAAGUCUUGGAUGACAUGUUCCGCGAAAUGAUUGUCAAGCGACGAAACAUCCAGACUAGUCGCUUGGUUGACUUCAGGACAGCCUGGACGCUUUUCCCAAGAGGUUCAACCGUGUACAGCUUUGGCAUUAACGCAGAAUUCUUUGCCAAGGUCGACAGCACAGUCUACGUAAACAAGAACUCUGGCAAUGCGUUACAUAUCAAGACCAAGGUUCUCAGAUUCAACGGCGAAAAAUUCGUCUGGCAGGACCACCUGCUCCUGAUCGAAGAGUUUGAGGGAAACAAGCCCAUUCUCGAGCUGGGACAUUACCCGCUCGAGUUUCACCAAGAUCCAGAAGGCGUCAAGCAACGCCUGACAGUCCGUGGCCGUAAAGUCCUCGAUCUUCAGGGCCUUCAAUAUCGCCUGUACAACGGAAUUGCUCUCCACGACACCGGGAAAGAGUGCAUCGAGAAGCACAAUGUCGAAGGCCGCAUUCUCCUCGACGCCGUUGGCUACAACAAGUAUCACUUGGCCAAAGGAAAGCGAGAAAACGACAAGAAAGACGACGAGUCGACAGUGGGCUGGCGUCUCUUUGACUCGGACUCGGACUCUAGCUCGAGCUCGGAUUCAGACUCGGAUUCUCUAAAUGAGACUUCGGCUAAGCGGACUGCAGUGCGCCGACUGGGAGAAAGGGACUUUUUGCAGAACAAGCAGCACAUGGAGUCGCGAGAAGAGGAUCUUUGCUUUAUUUCUGGGAUGCUGGGCGGAUACGCCUUGAAGAACAAGAUAUGGAUGGAAUUUUACAUUGAAGAUGUCGAGCCCAUGGUGUGGAACGACACGGCCUACUCCCAUCUUGUCUAUGAUGAUCAGCAAAAGGACCUCGUUCUCUCCUUUGUUCAAAACCACAAUCCUCACCGCGUCGCCUCAGCAGCACCAACAGCCUCAUCCUCAGCUUCCACAACAUCAGCCUCUGCCACUCCAGCGCCAAUGGAAGAUGUCAUCGUCGGCAAAGGUCAAGGCCUCAUCAUUCUCCUCUCAGGUCCUCCCGGCACCGGCAAGACGCUCACAGCAGAAGCCGUCGCCGAUCGCACCCACCGACCACUCUUCUAUCUCCAAGCCGAAGAUCUCGGCAUCAACGCAGCAUCUCUCGGCGCCAACAUCAAGCGUGUCUUCGAAAUGGCGACGGAAUGGAAUGCCGUGAUCCUACUAGAUGAGGCCGACGUCUUCAUGGCCGAGCGAAACCCCAACGACAUCCAUCGCAACGAGUUGGUCAGCAUCUUCCUCCGAGAGCUGGAAUAUUUCCGCGGCAUCAUCUUCCUCACGACAAAUCUGUACCACACAAUAGAUGCAGCUUUCCGCAGCAGAGUCAGCUUGCAUCUCCUCUUCCAAUCACUAAACAGGGAGGCGCGCGAGACUGUCUGGCGAAAGUUCCUACAACGACUGCCGGAGCAAAAGGGAGUUGAGCUACCCUCCAACGAAGAUGAAGACGCAGUAGAUAUCAUAGAAGCAAAGCUGAACGGUCGCGAGAUCAAGAACGCAGUCCGCAUGGUGAAGAGCUGGUGCGACCACAAGGGCUAUUUGAUGACGCUGGAGAGGUUGGAGAGCGGAAUUAAAGUGACGAGCCCGCAUGCGACCAAGGAUGGUGACAUUGAUAAGGACUUGUACGAGUAA